This is a messenger RNA of Camelina sativa (false flax), 559 nucleotides long. Lineage: Eukaryota; Viridiplantae; Streptophyta; Magnoliopsida; Brassicales; Brassicaceae. The record is from RefSeq and is a predicted model, not a curated record.
AUGUAUAACUCACUUCUUGAGGUCAUUGAUAAUCCUAGCCAAUAUGAUGUUUGUCCGGAUGUUCUUAAUGCUGAGCUGCUAGCGGAUGAGACUGGAACUGCGUAUCCAUGCCACGUUCGAUUGGUUCCUAAUUUUUUUUUACCAACAAGAAAUUGGAAUUGGUCAGAUCUCUCUAUAAAACAGGUGGAACCUUCAACCUCAAUUCCCCAAAACCUCGAGAACGAUGAGCUUAAGAAUUGGGAUACCGAAUUCGUUAAAGUCGAUCAGCCUACUCUCUUCGAUCUUAUUCUGGCUGCUAACUAUCUGAACAUCAGUGGACUUCUUGACCUUACGUGCCAGGCCGUGGCUGAUCAGAUGAAAGGCAAAACUCCAGACGAGAUGCGUGCUCACUUCAACAUCAAGAACGAUUACACACCGGAGGAAGAAGAGGAGGUUCGCAAUGAGAACAAGUGGGCGUUCGAGUGAUUGGAUUGGGACUUCCGGUGUUCCUCCUCUAGGACAACUUAGUCUUUAGUCUUUCUUCUUUCUUAGAUUUGGAUUUGUCUUUUUUUUUUUUUUU